UAUAUGCAGAGUGCUGAAUUCACCUGUCGUGUUGAAGUCAAACGCAUACGCAAUAGCCAAGAUUGGUUCAGGCUGACAUGUGGCGGUGGGAAUUGCAUGAAAGGUGUGUCGCGUAAAGACAAUAAUAUGUGGUGUGAUGGGUGCGAAAACCCCGUUGUCUUCCCCAGAGCAAGUUUCAGGGUAGAACUCGAGGUGUUUGACUCAACAGCCGAAGCUGUCGUUGUCUGCUUUGAAGACACCGCCCAACGCUUGACAAAGACCACUGCUCAUAGUAUACUCACAGCAGAGACUGGCCUAUCACGCGUCUACAACCUUUAUUCCACUGACAUACAGGAUAAGUUCACUCCGGUGAUGGUAAGGAACGCUGAUGGAAGCAUUUCAACACUGCCCAGUUGUUUGCACUCUCUUGUGGGUAGCACUCAGACCCUCCAGCUUGAUUCGUGUACAUAUUAUGAUCAUGGCCAUCUUGAAUCCUUCAACUGCAAGAAUGUCCUGCUACAUGGAGAUGGUUGUAAGCCCUUUGGUUCUUCCACACCUCCAUCGAUCCCCGCUAAAGACAAAGGGGUACUACCCAUUCCGACACCAAUUAAGCGCGUUGAACCGAUCGUAAGGCCUGCUUAUGCAGAUUCGGAUUCAGAAGAAACAGUUGACAGUGACCCAUAUGAAAGUUGGCUGGUGAUGGGAUUGGGGAUGACGGUGGCAUGCGUUAGCUAA
Molecule: messenger RNA, 714 nt
Organism: Helianthus annuus (common sunflower)
Lineage: Eukaryota; Viridiplantae; Streptophyta; Magnoliopsida; Asterales; Asteraceae
Exons: 4
Coding region: 4-714 (236 amino acids)
Source: RefSeq, a predicted model, not a curated record